This is a messenger RNA of Notechis scutatus (mainland tiger snake), 2867 nucleotides long. Lineage: Eukaryota; Metazoa; Chordata; Lepidosauria; Squamata; Elapidae. The record is from RefSeq and is a predicted model, not a curated record.
GGUGUGGGCCUUGAAAGUUCACUCUCUCACACUCCACACAAACCCAAGGUGUUUUUUUUUAUUCCCCCCUCCUCUUUAACACAACCCACACAUAAACACCUCUUUCACACCUCCUUCUGUUUCUCCUCUUUCUCCCAGGCCAGCUUGCCUUCCAUCCAAGAGGCCAUAGAGCAGCAGCGUGCUAGAGUGGCCUCCCAGGACCCCGACGUGGACAGCAAGGCCGGGAGUGAGCCGGCCGAUCCCGCCAACCCCGAGUGCCCUCUGCGCAUGCCUGAGGGCCUCCAGUUCAUCCUGAGACCCCUGAACAGCCGCUUCUGCGACCGAAUCUGGCGGUGGCAGCGUCCGGCCGUCGCCAAACCCUUCCUGGUCCAACCGUGUUUGACCCCGGCCGGGACAGGCAGCUUCCUGAAAAUGAGCGCCAAGCAACCUCUGCCUGCCGCAGCGGCGGCCUCGGGCAAAUUGGCUCAUGUCUCCCCCUUGCCGCAGCCCUCCUCGCUGGUCCAGCCGUUGUCGGCCGUGCCCCACCUGAACCUGCCCACCUCCGCCCUGGGCCACGGGCCACCUUUCGCGCUGCGAGGCGUCCUCUCCGCUCGGCCGGCGGGACCCCGUCCGUGUUUGGCCCCCGCGGUGUCCCCCAACGUGGUCUCUUCCCUGCCGGUCGCUUUCCAGCCCAAAAUGAUCCUCCCGGCUCUCCCCGCCAGCCGCGUCCAGAAGGUUCCUGUCCCAAGGGAGUCCCAGAAAAAGAAGACGCCCAAAGUGGCUCCGUUGCUGAAGGCCGCCCCAGUGCUUCAUCCAGCCCCGGUCAUCUUCACCGUUCCCGCCGGGACAGUCAAAGUCUUGGGCCUCGCCAACGGCUGCAACGUGCUCCAGCCUCUUUCCGCCACAGCCCGGGCGGUCUCGGCGCCUCAGUCCAUCCCCAUCACCACCCUGCUGGUAAACCCCACGCCUUUCUCUUGCCCGCUCAACCAGCCCGUGGCAGCUUCUUCUCCCUCUGCCCUUCCCUUGGUGGUCACCUCCAAUUCAGGCCCUCCCCCGGCGUCCGCGCUGACCAAAGACGCGGAGAGGUGUCCUCCGCCGGCCAGCAAAAUGGCACCCGGUGGGGAUAUUCCAGACCCUGGCGAGUCCAGCCCCAAAACGGUCCCAGGAGAAGCCGGUGGCCCGUGGUCCGCCGAGCUUCCCUCUGGGGUCCAGGCAGAACUUCCUGUCCAGAGUUACGUGGAGGGGGGAGAGGUUUUGGGCCCUGCUCCCUUCUCCCCCGUGGCGGAGUUAGAAGACUUGGUCAAGGUGGACUCGGACGCCUCGAAGGAAAUAAUACCCUCUCCAGAAGCCGCCCCCAUCCCGCCAAAUCCAUCUUCGGAAGGCUCCCCGAUGAAAAGCGAGCUGGUUUUGGGCCUCGGGCAGGGCCUGGAGGUUGAGCCGGCCUCGGGGGUCAGGAAGGCGCUGAAGGAAGGGCAGAGCCAAGUGGGCUGCCAGGAGGAGGAGCAGGAGGAGGAAGAGGAGGAGCAGGAGGCCCCCAACUCAACCGGGCCACAAGCCGCCGAAGGAGGAAGUCGUCACGCUUCCCCUGCCCACGCCGUCGGCAGCGCCGUGGCGGAUCCCGCCAGCUCCUCGGGAAAAAGGGAGGAAGUGGGGAACCGCCCCGAAGGGACGGCGUCGUCCGGCCAGGAGGGAGGAGGCGAGAAAGAUAGUCUGGAGGAAGAGGAAGAGGAGGAUUUUGACGAUUAUAUCCAGGAUGAGGAAGACGAGAUGUCUUCGGCUUCGGAGGAAUCAGUGCUCUCGGUGCCAGAACUUCAGGAAACCAUGGAAAAGCUGACCUGGUUGGCCUCCGAGAGGCGGCUGAGCCAGGAAGGAGAUUCGGAGGAGGAGAACUCGCAGGAAGAGAACUCGGAGCCGGAGGAGGAAGAGGAGGAGGAGGAAGAAGGGGAACCUCUGGAGACCCAACAGAAGGAGGACGAAAUGGCCAACGAGGUGGCGGGCCCGGGAGACGGGCCGGCCGCCUCUCUCGCCUCAACCUGCACCCCGCCGACAGUGGAGGCCAGCAGCAGCCCUCCAGGAGAGAACCCCAAGGCUGCCACCAAGAGCCGGGCAUCCCAGCGAGCCCGGGCCAAGAGGGGGCGGGGCCGCACCAGCAAAGACGCCUCCAAGCUCCUCCUCCUUUAUGAUGACGACAUCCUGGAGAGAGAUCCGCUGCGCGAGCAGAAGGACUUCGCUUUCGCCCAGGCUUACCUGAACAGGGUACGCGAAGCCCUCCGCCUCGUUCCAGGCAAAUACGAAGAAUUUCUCCGCAACAUUUACGAGUUUGAGAACAACCUGCAGAAGCAGACGGCCGUCGAUCUCUACGCCCGGCUCCGGAUCCUCCUUCAGGACUGGCCUCAACUCUUGACCGACUUCGCGGCCUUUCUGCUGCCCGAGCAAGCGCUGGAGUGCGGACUGUUUGAGGAACAGCAGGCCUUUGAGAAGAGCCGGACGUUCCUUCGGCGGUUGGAGAUCUGCUUUGCUGAGAACCCAUCCCACCAUCAGAAGAUCAUCAAGGUGCUGCAGAACUGCACGGACUCUGUACCCCAAGAGAUCAUGGAACUGAAGACUCAAGUGGGGCAGCUGCUGAAAGGGCACGAACACCUCCAGGACGAAUUCUCCAUCUUCUUCGAUCACCUGCGUCCCUCGGCCAGCCGCCUGGGGGACUUCGAAGAAAUCCAUUGGACGGAGGAGAAAGAAUAUGAGUUUGAUGGGUUCGAGGAAGUCUCACUGCCCGACAUGGAGGAGGAGGAGGAGCCCCCCAAAAUCCACGCUGCCUCGAAGAACAAGAGGCGGAAGGAGCUGGGGAGCCAGAAUGCUGAGAAGGUGAAAAUCCAGCCCCGUUUUUUUUU